Malania oleifera is the source of this 522-nucleotide messenger RNA. RefSeq names its product auxin-responsive protein SAUR21-like. Gene Ontology annotation, biological process: response to auxin. The transcript has a single exon. The record is from RefSeq and is a predicted model, not a curated record. Bases 27 to 314 code for a protein of 95 amino acids. NCBI's taxonomy places the organism in Eukaryota, Viridiplantae, Streptophyta, Magnoliopsida, Santalales, Ximeniaceae.
AAAAAAAAAAUACACUUCAAAACGUCAUGGGUGUCCAUUUUCCCAGAAUUGUUCCUGCCAAGCAUAUUCUGCAGCGAGUUCUUUCUACUCAGCGUGUUGCAGACGUACCCAAAGGCCACUUUGUCGUUUAUGUAGGAGAAUUGUGCAAGAAGCGGUUUGUGGUUCCAAUAUCUUAUUUGAAGCAUCCUUCAUUCCAGAAUUUGUUGAGUCAAGCUGAAGAAGAGUUUGGGUUUGAUCAUCCUGUGGGAGGUCUCACAAUCCCAUGUGACGUAGAGGACUUCAUUAAUCUCACUGAUAGCUUGAAUUGCUCAUGAGCAAAGAUCAAGAGAAGAAACUUGUGAAAAUAGGCAUAGAGUACUUUAACCAUGUGACAUCACAUAACCAAAACACCAAUCACUCCAAUUUUGAAGUAAGGGAGUUGGGUUGAAUCUUGUGAAUCCCUUGUAAACUUCCUUUAUUUAUUGAUUUCUUUUUCUGUAAAGAAUAGUGGAAGUAUUAAUCUUAAUCAAAAUGUUGUGUGCA